Molecule: messenger RNA, 6456 nt
Organism: Lampris incognitus (smalleye Pacific opah)
Lineage: Eukaryota; Metazoa; Chordata; Actinopteri; Lampriformes; Lampridae
Gene: baz1a
Product: bromodomain adjacent to zinc finger domain, 1A
Exons: 31
Coding region: 477-4724 (1415 amino acids)
Biological process (GO): chromatin remodeling
Molecular function (GO): protein binding
Source: RefSeq, a predicted model, not a curated record
AGUACUGCGAGAGAGUGUACCGGAGUGGCGUGAGAGUGGCGUGAGAGGCCAGAUGAGCGGUUUUCUCAUGCCGGAAUGAGGGCGCAGUGUCAUGUAAGGCAGCAACGUGACGUGUUAUUGGUGGGAGGUUGAAAUAGACUAGAGGAAUGUGGAUUUCCCAGCCCUUAAAGCCGCUGAGAGAAGCAGUACACCACAUUAGCGAGCGUCCCUGUCCGCGGCGUGCGUGAGAGGAGCAGCCGUCCUCGCACAGCCCGUCACCAGGGAGACGGACACUUUCCCGCCCGGCCUCGCCUCGCGGCGGCGCUAGCCUCACGAGCGGCCAGUUUCCGGCAGCGCGUGAACGCGCCAUCCGUCAAGUGGAGCGGAUUGAAAGUUGUCGUCAACAACGCGCCAGUCGGCCGCUCGGGAAGUGGGACGCCAGCAGCCCGGAUCGUCUUUUUAUCGUCCAACUUCAAGUGCGACAGGCAGGCGGAGAGAUGCCGCUCCUUCACAGAAAGCCCUUCGCCAGGCAGAAGCCCCCGGCGGAUCUGAGUCCGGACGAGGAGGUCUUCCUCUGCAAGAUCACCCAGGAGAUCUUCCGCACAUACGAUGAGUUCUUUGAGCGAACCAUCCUGUGUAACAGUUUGGUGUGGAGCUGUGCACUGACUGGUAAAGCUGGCCUCACCUACCUCGAAGCUGUGGAGAGUGAGAAACGGGCCCGACAGAGCUUGCAGAACUUCCCAUCAGCGCUGGUUCUGCCGCUGCUUCACCUGGUGGCCCUGACUCACCGCUGCAGGCUGACAGAGCUCUGUGAGGACAUAUACACCUUCGUCAAAGACCGCUUCUUCCCAGGGGAGAUGGUGGACGUUGCUGGUCGCAGUGGAGCCAGACAGGGGUGUGAGAUCUUAGAGGUACAGUCUCCUAAUUCCAACUCAAAUGGAGCACAGGUCCUUAAUGGCCACACCAAGUCACCAGCAGGGGGUGACACAAUCGUCAUCAGCGACAGCGAUGAAGACAGCAGCCCCCUGCACCCCCCCAGAGCACAGGUCAACGGGAAGAAGAAGUCUCUGAAUCCAUCAGCGUUUCGAUACAAAGUGAGGAUGCUGAAGGCCGAAGGCAGCAAGCCCUUCAUAGUCAAGGCAGCUCAGAUCAGUCGAAAGAAGAAUGUCUUGUCAAGGGAGAGACUGAAGCUGCUGUUCAAACAACACUGUGAACCUCAGUUUGGAACCAUUGCACUCAAGCCAUCUACUGUAGUUAAAUACAACCUGGUAGAAACCACCUUCUCCCAUUUCUUCCCUGAUGAGCCCCCCCACUUCCCCUGCAGCCCCCCCGCUAAGGGGCGGGGCAAUUGGCCUGAAGAUGGCGCACCUGGACAGCUGAGCUCCUCUGUGCUGAAGGCAUCAGAGGAAAAGUUGAAGUUGAUGCAGCAGAAGGAUGAGAUGAUUGCCGUUGUCCAGAAGGCCAAGCUGAAGAGGGAGAAGGAAGAUGCCGUGCAGAUCAAGAGGAGAGAAAAAGAGGACAAGGAGCGGCUGAAGGAAGAGCACAAGAAAAGGUUUGAGGAGGAGAAACAGAAGAGGAAGGAAGAAAAGGAGCGUAUUAAGCAGGAGAAGGAGAGGGAGAGAGAGAAGCUGAAAGAAGAGAAGAAGAAAUACGCUGAGCGACUGAAGCUCUGGAACAAACCCAGAGAGGACAUGGAGUGUGAUGACCUCAAAGAGCUGCCCUGCCCAGCACCGGUCCAAACCCGCCUGCCAGCCAACUUGUUUGGAGACGCCCUCAUGGUGCUGGAGUUCCUGCGUGCAUUUGGAGACCUGUUUGACCUGAAGGAUGAAUUCCCUGAGGGUCUUUCUUUGGAGGUUCUGGAAGAAGCAUUGGUUGGUUGUGACCCGGAGGGCCCGCUCUGUGAGCUGCUCUUCUUCUUCCUGACAGCCAUUUUCCUGGCUCAGGCUGAAGAACAGGAGGAGGUUGCUAAAGAGCAGUUGGCUGAAGAACUGUCUGAGGUUCUGGAUGAUGACACUGACCCAACCCAGUCUGCAAUCAGCGCUGUGGCCUCGCUGGCUGCUGCCUGGCCGCAACUCCACCAGGGCUGCAGUCUGAAGCAGUUGGAUCUUGACAGCUGUACUCUGUCAGAGAUCCUGCGUCUUCACAUCCUGGCAUCAGGUGCUGAUUGUAACCACAGCAACGCAAAGUUCCGCUACCAGAAGCAGGGCGGGUUCGUGUUGACUGAUGACCCCUGUGUGGAGCUGCGAUUGGAGGAUCCUGCACUGCUGAAGAAACUUACAAGUACCACUGUGUACGACCUGAACCCAGAGGACAAGCUGAAGAUUCUCCAUGCCCUGUGUGGGAAGCUGCUGACUCUGGUAGCAACUAGAGAACUGAUAGAAGACAGCGCUGAAGAGCAGAGAGCCGCCAGACAUGAACUCCGAGAUAUCAAGGCUGAACAACACCGCAGAGAGAGAGAGGAAGCAGCACACAGAGUUCGCCUGCGCAAGGAGGAGAAGCUGAGGGAGCAGGAGCUCCGUCUGAAGGAGAAGGUGAAGGAGCAGCAGGGAAGUAGUACUAAGGACAUCUGCAUGAGCCCUGAGAUUCGCCAGGAGCUUGGCACUGAGGAUGAGGAGCAGAGCUCUAAUGGGAAGAAAGAUAAAAACAACCACAGUUCCUCCGUCCCCCCCGCCAGCCUCACCGCCGAGGAACUGAAGAGAGAACAGGACAAGGUUCGCGAGCUCCAGGAGCGGAUCCAGAAGGUGGCAGCCUGUACCUACAUCCUCCCUCUGGGCCGGGACCGGCUCUACAGGCGCUACUGGCUCUUCCCCUCCACCUGCGCUUUAUUUGUAGAGGAAGAUUAUUUUGGUCUGACAGAGGACAUGCUCCUCCCCCAGCCUGCUGUUCCUCAGGAGGUCAGCAUGGAGGAGGACACCGGAGAGAGUGUCCGUGCCAGUGCCACCCCCGUCCACGCCGGCAGCAUGCCAGUCAACCGACCCAACCGAUGGGCUUUCUUUAGCUCCGCGGCAGAGGUGGAGCAGCUUAUAGAAGCAUUGAACCCAAGAGGUCACAGAGAGAACGCCCUGAAGGAAGCGCUGUUACUGGAGAGGGAUCGCAUCCAGCAGCUUCUCAACAACACAGCUGUCCAGAAGUACAACCAUCAAGGUCAAACCUCCGCCUCCAGCCCACAGACAUCUGCCGCCGCUGAGAGCUUCAUGGAGACCAGGCUGCGAGACCUCCUGCUUGACGUGGAGGACAGGAUUUAUCAGGGGACACUGGGGACACUCAAGGUGAUGGACAGGGCUGAAUGGAGGGAAGCAUUAGAAGGAGGUCACUAUGAGUUGCUGUCUGCUGAGGGGAGAGAGAAUGGAGGACUGGAGCAGAUGGAGACAGACGCCACUCAAUUGAGAGCCAAAGACAGGCUGCAGGAGCUGAAGGGGGAGCGAGUCGGUCUGGCUCUGGCGGGGAGUGGCUGUGGGACGCCGCAGGCAGUCAGCAGCACUGUGCGCUGCCUGGCUCAGGCCCUCGGCCAUGUUGAGCAAGGCAUCGAGAGGAAGUUCCUGAAGCCUCCACUGGGUGAUGAAGAGUCCAAAAAAGACCAAAAACACAAGAAAAGCAAAAAGAGAGAAGACGACCAGAUGAGCGACGCUGACAGUGACAGUGGCCGUGUUUGUAAGACUGUGUUGGAGAGAUGGCGAGAGUCUCUACUGGCCUGCACCAGUCUGUCUCAGGUGUUUGUCCACUUGUCCACCUUGGAGAAGAGUGUGAUCUGGGCCAAGUCUCUGCUCAAUACCCGCUGCAAGAUCUGCCGCAAAAAGGGAGAUGCAGACAACAUGCUGCUGUGUGACGGGUGUGACAGAGGACACCACACACACUGUCUGAGACCACGGCUGAAGGCCGUACCAGUGGGAGACUGGUUCUGUCCAGAGUGUCGUCCCAAACAGAGAUCUAGACGCCUGUCCUCUCACCAGCACUCCUCCGUCAACUCGGAGGAGGAAAAUUCAGAAGCGGAGAAGCAAACAGUGAGGAAGAGCCAAACACUGGUUAAAGUGCUGCCCCGCAGCCAACAGGCCACACCCAAGAAUCCCUCUGGCUCUACUGGGAAGACCCCAUCAGCCUCCAAGUCCUCAGGGAAGAAGGCCCCGCCCUCAUUAAAGACUACUCCGGUGUCCACCAGCAAAGCCCCUCCCCGUGCAGGGAGUCGAACUAGUGCCCGUCUGAGCCACGAGGUCGCCACCAGCAGCAGCAAGAUGCCACCAGCUCCAACUGACACACGCAAGAGACCGCUGGAAGCAGAGGAUACUCCAUCUCCCAUGCUCUCCAAACCCGUUCUGCCCAUCUUCACCCCAUCCUCCGCCUCCUCCUCCUCCUCCUGCUCCUCCACCCGACGCUCAUCAGGGCGUAACCAGGGCGUCCAUGAGCUGUCGGCCUGUGAGCAGCUGACUGUGGAACUGGUGCGACACCAAGACAGCUGGCCUUUCAUGAAACUGGUGUCCAGAACACAGGUUCCUGAUUACUAUGACAUCAUUAAGAAGCCCAUGGCUCUGAGCACCAUCAGAGAGAAGGUCAACAACUGUGAAUACAAGAAAGCAGCGGAGUUCAUUGAGGAUGUGGACUUGAUGUUCUCUAACUGUCUGCAGUAUAAUCCUCGCCACACCAACGAGGCCAAAGCUGGCCAGCGUCUUCAGACCUUCUUCCACAGUGAGCUCAGCAAGCUGGGCCUUGGAGUGUGCAACCCCUCCCUCCCCAAACGCUCCAGGCUUUAAAUCAAACAAACCCACCUCAGCUCAGCUUGUCUGAGCAUGUGCAGCAUUCUGGAUUUUUAUUUUUAUUUUUUAUUUUUUGUCUGUAGUAAGAAAUUGACAUUAUGUGGUUUGUCUGGACCUUAAGGGCUCUGAUGACAUCAUCAAUUCAGCUGGAUUCUGAUUGGUCCAGGGACAGCAAAUGGGGAGACUAGAGGAUGCUGUCCAAAUCAAGUUUUUGUUUUGUUUUUUUGCUUUUUCUCCCCAGUUGUAUCCGGCCAAUUACCCCACUCUUCCCAGCCGUCCCGGUCUCUGCUGCACCCCCUCUGCCGAUCCGGGCAGGACUGCAGACUACCACAUGCCUCCUCCCAUACAUGUGGAGUCACCAGCUGCUUCUUUUCACCUGACAGUGAGGAGUUUCACCAGGGGGAUGUAGCGUGUGGAAGGAUCACGCUAUUCCCCCUAGUUCCCCCUCCCCCCUGAACAGGCGCCCCGACCGACCAGAGGAGGUGCUAGUGCAGCGAUCAGGACACAUACCCACAUCCGGCUUCCCACCUGCAGACACUGCCAAUUGUUUCUGUAGGGAUGCCCGACAAAGCCAGACGUGACACGAGGAUUCAAACCGGUGAUCUCGUGUUGGCAGGCAACAGAAUAGACCGCCAUGCUACCUUGACGCCUCCAAAUCAAGUUAUUUGAUGGUUUUGAAUUGGUCCUUUAAAGUCAGCAGAGCCCUGGAACCUGACAACAAAAUGAUAGAAGUUUCCUCUUACAAAAAUGAUUUAAAAGACCAGGGCUCAUUAACCGCUCUCAUAAAUGACCAUGGAAAGCUGAAGUGAUAAAUAGAAAAAACUGAUAAAUGUUGGAGUUUCUCAAGGAGGUUUCAUCUCAUCUGUCUGGAUUAGACAGUCGUGUCAUCGAGGUUUUCCUCCUGACCGGGUUACUUCGCUGUUGUCUUUGGCUGAAGGCGUGUUCUAGGGCGAAGUCACCUGGAGAUGUGGUCGGUUGGAAGGAGAACCUUUGUGGCAGAUGGCUUUUUAUGUCUAACUUAGUAAGGCCCCUAGCUUCUCUAAGCCCAACAGUUUAAGGCCUUUCUCUAAACCAGCUUUCUGGGCCAUGCUAGAAUUUUCUGCAGUCCUUUGGGUCAAUAAAGAUGUCAGCCCAGUUUUUCUUCAUGUGGCUGUGCUUCACUUUAGGGGAACAGCCAACUUCUCAGAAAACGAAUAUUGCAUUGCAAAGUUUAAGUCCAGAUAAUGUUAAUUUGGUUAUUUUAGGACCUUACUUUCAAAGUGAAAAUCCAUUAAAUGCUGUUUAAGUUGGUAGCUAUGAUAGGGCUCUAACAGUUCUGCUGAUGUAGUCCCCUCAGUAUUAUGUAGCAUGUUAAACGGACAUUCCUGUGGUGCUCCUUAAUCCUGGUGCUGAACAGACGAGCUGGAGGACGAGACGACAGACUCUGGACGUUCUGCUUGACUUCUUGAAGUCUGAACUCAGCUGACACGGAGGACACAAGUACAUUUGAAAACCUCACCAUCCAUCGUCCAUGCUGAGUCCACGCUGACUCUGGAAGAUUUGAAAUGUUCCCGGGGAGAAAAUGGUUGCCUGAUUUCCCAGAACUGUAAAACCACUAAGAGACUAAGCGCGCAGUCGCUUUGCACUGAACAUGUUUGGGGAAAGUCAAGCUUUUUGUAUUUGCUCAGGGAACAGCGCAGUCACUCGUGUUAUCAAAGACUACUGCAACCAAUAAUACUACUACGUUUAA